Molecule: messenger RNA, 1280 nt
Organism: Uloborus diversus
Lineage: Eukaryota; Metazoa; Arthropoda; Arachnida; Araneae; Uloboridae
Gene: twf
Product: twinfilin-2-like
Exons: 10
Coding region: 87-1118 (343 amino acids)
Biological process (GO): positive regulation of neuron projection development; regulation of lamellipodium assembly; actin filament depolymerization
Cellular component (GO): cytoplasm; actin filament; myofibril
Molecular function (GO): actin filament binding; actin monomer binding
Source: RefSeq, a predicted model, not a curated record
AACUAUCGGGAGGCGAGAGCGAUUUGGAUUUGUUUUGCUCAGAUUUUGUGUUGUGGUCUCGUCUGCGGAAAACAGGUUUUUUUAGUAUGUCCCAUCAAACAGGGAUACAAGCAAAUCAACACUUAAAAACCUUUUUCGGUGAAUGUAAAGAUGGGAGAAUUCGUGCAUUCAAAGUUAUUAUCAUUGACGAGGCCUUGACUCUUCAAAAAAGUUUUGAAUCCCAAAAAUCUUGGGAAGAUGAGUAUGAUGAAUAUGUGCUAAACUGCAUUGAACACCAGCAGCCUUGCUAUAUCUUUUAUAGAUUAGAUUCUCAGAAUGAAGCAGGAUAUGAGUGGAUAUUCAUUUUUUGGUCUCCAGAUGAUUCACCAGUGCGUCAGAAAAUGUUGUAUGCAUCUACAAAAGCUACCAUAAAAAAAGAAUUUGGAGGUGGUCAAAUAAAAGAUGAAGUAUUUGGAACACGAAGGGAGGAAGUUCGAUUGCUAGGAUACAAAAAACAUAUUGAAAGUGAAAGCUGUCCUCAGCCUAUGAGCUCUUCUGAAGCAGUAUUACAACAAAUCCGGACAUAUGAAGCAGCAUCUGGAGGAAUAGAUGUUACUCAUCAAGCAGUACAAGGAGUUGCAUUUCCCAUUUCAGAUGACGUUAUCAAUGCUCUAAUUGAUUUAAAAGACAGUCACAUAAAUUACAUUCAGUUGAGUAUUGAUAUGGAAAAAGAAGAAAUUAAUUUAGAAAAAGCUGCAACUCUUGAAGUAAGCUCAUUAUGCAACCAUGUUCCAACAGAUCAUGCAAGGUAUCACUUGUUUUGCCUUGCCCAUUCAUAUGAUGGAGACUAUUUGAAUAGUACAGUUUUCAUUUAUUCUGUUCCUGGAUACAACUGCCCUGUUAAGGAACGAAUGCUGUAUUCAAGUUGUAAGGGUCCUUUACUUGAUGUGAUAGAAAACAAAAUAGGGAUAGAACUUGCAAAGAAGAUUGAAAUGGAUGAUGAUGACGAACUUACAGAAGAAUUUUUGAUUGAUCAAAUUCAUCCAAAACAGACUAUUUAUAAACCGAAAUUUUCUAAGCCUAAAGGGCCAAUGAAUAGAGGUGCUAAAAGACUAGUAAAGGUUCAAAAUGCUGAAUAGUUGAAAAAUAUUAAAACAUUAUAAAGCAAAUUUUGAUAGCCAAGAAUGCAUAUUAUAUAAUUAUACAUUUUAUAUACUUUUAUUUAUAAUAUAUGAAAUAAUUUUUACACAGUGUUUCUUUUUGUAAAAUGUCUGAAUAAAACGAAUCUAUUGGUUGUGUUA